Molecule: messenger RNA, 1797 nt
Organism: Cryptomeria japonica (Japanese cedar)
Lineage: Eukaryota; Viridiplantae; Streptophyta; Pinopsida; Cupressales; Cupressaceae
Exons: 9
Coding region: 125-1234 (369 amino acids)
Biological process (GO): protein methylation
Cellular component (GO): nucleus
Molecular function (GO): protein methyltransferase activity
Source: RefSeq, a predicted model, not a curated record
CUAGUUCAAACUGGAAUGCUUUUUCAUUAUUCAUUAGAAUGCCCAGUUCCUUUUUUCUUUCGCUGACAAGAGGAGUGUUCUCAAGUUCACUACCUAAGCUCACCUGUGAAAAAAGUGUCAGCAGAUGGAGGCGGAGGAAGGAAAAGAGGAUGAAGUGAUGAGUGAAAUACAUCUGGGUUGUCCACCCGAUGCAAAAUCCCACUUCACUCGAUUCACAAUUUUGCCAUCGGUGUUACCAUCUACAAACCCAUUAACAGGAGACUUUCAGGAGAACACAAAUAGUAAUUGUUUAAGUAAUGAGGGAGAAGCUUCAUCAUGUCAACGGCUGCUAGUUGACAAAGAAGGAGACCUUGUAUUAGCUCGUAGAAAGCAGAAUCCACAUAAUGUUAGACAUGCGCAUGAUUCAAUCUUAAUCCAUCAUCAUAUAAUUACUGUUAUCCCAAGCGUGGGAUUGCAGAUAUGGAGAGCAUCAUUGAUUUUAGCUGAUUUUAUUAUACACUUCAUACACACCUCUUCUUAUUUCAAUAAUGUGGUUGCACUAGAACUUGGAGCUGGAACAGGUCUGGUUGGCAUUUUACUUGCUCGUGCAGCUUCCACUGUUUUUAUUACAGACAAAGGGAAUGCUAUUCUUGAUAACUGUUUGCACAAUGUUGAGCUGAAUAUGCACACAUUCAAACACAAUGAAAAGUCGGUUCGAGUACGUCAAUUGGAUUGGCAAGAUUCAUGGCCCCCUAAGGAGGUUCAGACUGAAGAAAGUCUGACAAUUUAUAAAUACAAAUAUUCUUGGACUUCUUCUGACAUUAAAGAAGCAGAAAAAGUAUCUGUACUACUGGCUGCUGAUGUUGUUUACAGUGAUGAGUUGACAGAGGCCUUCUUCAAAGUCUUACAGGAACUAAUGCCUCUAGGGUCAAAAAAGGUUUUAUUUUUAUCGCUAGAAAAGCGGUACAAUUUUACUAUGGAAGAUCUUGACAUUGUUGCUCAUGGCCACCAAUAUUUCCGCACAUUUAUUGCAGAGGAAGUACCUGAAUCCAAAAUUACAGGGUGUGCAAGGGCCCAACCUGGUCAAAGAGAACCAGGCAUUUCAAAUCCACAUUUCAUAGGGAAGCGAUUUGAUAUGGCAACUAUACCCCAAUAUAUAAGAGAAUAUGACCGUGGAGGUGAUACAGAGCUAUGGGAAAUCAGAGCACAGCCUCAAGCUCUAUUACACGAAGAAUAUGUAACAAUGGGAAUAUGAUGAGAUUUAUUAAACAAGGUCCAAUUUGAGAAUUGUUACUAAGCAAACAACAAUUAAAAGUCCGAGUGAUAAGACACCUUAAAAUUAGGAAGAAAAUCAACGAACAAAAUUAUUUUAGAGCAAGAGUUAUGCAAAUCAACGACAAAAUAUUUCUAGAGCAAGAGUUAUGGUUAUGGAAUUAGGACCAGAUAAGAGGAUUUAUUCUCAAUUCUCUAGCUUAGAAUUAUUUUUACAUCGAGUAAUUUAAGGUGCAUGAGUGGCAAACCUCGUCAAAAUGCCAUACAUAAGUUGCUUUAUCGAAGAAACCAAAUGUGGACUUCAUGUAAGAAAUAGAGCUUUGCCUUAUAAAAAUGGACCAUACUAUCAAAAUCUAGUUUGGAUGUAAAUGAAUGUGCCACAUUAUGGUUGGUGCCUUUGGAGAAACAUAAUUCUACGGAUCAUAAAAAGAACAAAGGUCUCGUAUAAUUUUGGUGUUCCUUAUUGGAUAGUGAUUCUCAUGAAACGCUUAGCUUUUAGAACUAUUUUUCUUGUCUUCAAUGUUAAUCCAAAAAAUGUCAUGUUUA